AUGCAGCAAAUCGCAAACAGAAGCCGGCGAACUGGGCCUUUCAGGCGACGCCGCGUCCCUGGCAGCAGAGCACAUCAGGCUUGCAUCCACUGCAAAGAUAAGAAACUCAAGUGCGAUGAUAGAACCCCUUCUUGUAGUAAUUGCGAGCGUAUGGGCAUAACUUGCCUGGUCUUGGAUCCACAGACCAAAAAGUCACGACCUCGAAAUUAUCUUGAGAUGCUUGAGGGACGCGUUGCCGGCCUCCAGGAUAAUGAUCACAUUACUCCUCCUCAAUCCACUCCAGCUGUAGGAAGCAACGGUGAGAGCACGUCGUCGAUCCCUUGUACACCCGAGGGUCGAGAUGGGACCAGCGACUUGCCGUCCAGAGUGGGCAUGCUGGACUUCCGCACCAGCCAGACAGAGCCGCAGUACCUAGGAUCAUCAUCAUCUUUCGCCUUCUCUCGAAUCAUUAGCCUUUCCCUCAGCAGUAACCUCCCAACUGCGCCCGGGCUUACCCAAUUAAGCGAUAGGCGCAGCUCGCCGUCUCCAUGCUUGCUACCAGACUAUGAAGUUGCCGUUAAGCUAAACGAUGCUUACUUCAAACACAUACAUCCCCAGUAUCCAUUCUUACAUGAACCGACAUUUAGAACUUGGGAGGCAAUGCUGUAUGAUGCGUCGCCAGACUUUACUGAGACUGGGCUCCCUUUCACGCCGUUAUUCUUUCUUAACAUGGUAUAUGCCGUUGCUGCGUUACUUACACCAAGCACUCAAUCCUUAGCUGGCCAACUCUACAUCUCUGCUCAAUUAUAUGCCGAUGUAUUAUCUAAGGAUAAUAUUGAAUCUAUCCAAGCUCUACUAUGCUAUGCUAUGUACUCUCUUCGCUCCCUAGAAGGACCAUCCUUGUGGAAAGUCUCUGGCCUGGCGCUACGGCAGUGCAUUGAGUUAGGUUAUCACCGCGGGGUCAAGCAGUUUGCACCAGCCGCAAACACGCUCCAACGAGAGAUGCGAAAGAGGGUCUUCUGGGUUGCUCAAGGGAUAGACUGCACUGUUGCGGUUCGGCUAGGACGACCUUUGGGCAUUCCGCCUCAAGAAAUUGAUGCCGAGUUCCCGUCAGAUGUGGAUGAUUCUGCUAUCCCACAGACAGAUAUCUUGGGGCCAGCAAGGAGCCGUUCCAGCCACUCACCAACAGGGAUGUCUACCGCUAUCCACGUCUUUAAGCUACGUUACAUCUGGGCUCGUAUACAUACGUCACUGCUUUCAGACACCGUACGCCUAAGCAUUGAGGAUCACACAUAUCAUGCUCGAAUCCAACAGCUAAGAGUAGAUCUGGAUACGUGGUUGGCAAGUGCUCCCGAAGCACGUGGCCAUGUAAGUGACGACCUGUCUAUCUUUGCCAAAAGAGCAUGGUAUGAAACAAACUACAGCCACACAAUACUUCUACUCUACAGGAGUCAGCUUAGAGAGUAUAAAGAAUGCCUCAACAAGGUCUUUGAGGACUGCAUCGAGGCGUCGAGAAACAUUUGCCAAACCUAUCGUCGACUAUACAUAGGCACUUCUAUAAGGUACACAUGGGGCACUCUACACUGCCUAUUCUUAGCAGGAUUGACCUAUUUGCACUGCCUAUGGACAUCACCGGCAGCAUGGGAGUCGAUUCGACCGGAAGAUGUCAGCAAGACGUGUACAGACUGCACAAUGGUGUUGGUGGCGGUUGCUGAGGGCUGGCAAGCUGCAGCGCCAUACCGCGAUACGUUUGAGGCUCUGGCGAGUCGAGUUAUCGCAAAGCUGUUUAGAAAGAACUGCACCGUGCAGCCGUCUUGGCCUCCAAGUGAAGCUCAAACUAGGGACCAGAUCCCGGACACAUGGGGGCACUGGAUGAAUGACAUGGCAAAUGCUGGAGUUCUAGAGGGCGUUGAUAGGCUUUUGGAAGGCUUCAUUGGCGAUUUUACAACGCAGAUCGAUCCGUGA
Fusarium fujikuroi IMI 58289 is the source of this 1944-nucleotide messenger RNA. RefSeq names its product related to purine utilization positive regulator. Gene Ontology annotation, biological process: positive regulation of transcription by RNA polymerase II; DNA-templated transcription. The transcript is spliced from 7 exons. Bases 1 to 1944 code for a protein of 647 amino acids. The record is from RefSeq and is a predicted model, not a curated record. NCBI's taxonomy places the organism in Eukaryota, Fungi, Ascomycota, Sordariomycetes, Hypocreales, Nectriaceae. Gene Ontology annotation, molecular function: zinc ion binding; sequence-specific DNA binding; DNA-binding transcription factor activity, RNA polymerase II-specific.